GCGUCCAAUUUGCAAGUGAGGCAGUGUCAAGGCGGAUUUUGAUCGCAGCCUCUUGAGGCGUUCUAGGAUUUGCCUCUUCUUCGUCUCGGCUCGAUUCGAUUCGAUUUGAUUCGUGUAGGGGAGUGGACGGCAAGAUGGUGAUCCAGAUGCAGCCGUACGGGAUCCAGGCGAUGCUCAAGGAAGGGCACAAGCACUUGUCGGGGCUCGACGAGGCGGUGCUCAAGAACAUCGAUGCUUGCAAGCAGCUCUCAGUCAUCACUCGCACCUCCCUCGGCCCCAAUGGCAUGAAUAAAAUGGUUAUCAAUCAUCUGGACAAGCGCUUUGUAACAAAUGAUGCUGCCACUAUUGUGAAUGAGCUUGAGGUCCAGCAUCCUGCUGCCAAGAUUUUGGUGCUGGCAGGAAAGGCCCAACAGGAGGAGAUUGGUGAUGGAGCUAAUCUUGCUAUUUCCUUUGCUGGUGAACUCCUUCAAAAUGCUGAGGAGCUUAUCAGGAUGGGGCUGCAUCCCAGUGAAAUAAUUAGUGGCUAUACAAAAGCAAUCAACAAGACCGUGGAACUAUUAGAUGAGUUGGUUGAAAAAGGAUCAGAAACCAUGGAUGUGAGAAACAAAGAUGAAGUUGUUUCUCGAAUGAAAGCGGCUGUUGCUAGCAAGCAGUUUGGGCAAGAGGGUACUUUGUGUCCUCUUAUUGCUGAUGCAUGCAUCCAAGUCUGUCCAAAAAAUCCAGCAAACUUUAAUGUAGAUAAUGUUCGAGUUGCAAAGCUGCUUGGAGGUGGCUUGCACAAUUGUACGGUUGUUCGCGGUAUGGUCCUAAAAAAUGAUGCCAUCGGAAGUAUAAAGAGAAUGGAAAAGGCAAAGAUUGUGGUGUUUGCUGGAGGUGUUGAUUCAUCUGCAACUGAAACAAAGGGAACUGUUUUAAUUCACAAUGCUGAACAGCUAGAAAAUUAUGCAAAAACUGAAGAAGCCAAAGUCGAGGAGCUCAUUAAAGCAGUUGCUGACUCAGGUGCCAGGGUGGUUGUCAGUGGAGCUGCGGUUGGAGACAUGGCAUUACAUUUUUGUGAGCGCUACAAACUCAUGGUUCUAAAAGUUAGCUCAAAGUUUGAAUUGCGGAGGUUUUGCCAUACAACUGGUGCUGUAGCUCUUCUGAAACUUAGCCAACCAAAUCAUGACGAGCUGGGUUAUGCUGACUCUGUUUCAGUGGAAGAAAUUGGUGGCGUUCGGGUUACUAUUGUGAAAAAUGAAGAAGGUGGAAACUUGGUUUCUACCGUGGUCUUACGAGGUAGUACGGAUAGUAUAUUAGAUGACCUUGAAAGGGCUGUUGAUGAUGGUGUUAAUACAUACAAGGCAAUGUGCAGGGACAGUCGCACAGUUCCUGGGGCUGCUGCUACUGAGAUAGAGUUGGCAAGAAAGUUGAAAGAAUUUUCCUUUAAAGAGAUAGGGUUGGAUCAGUAUGCCAUUGCAAAAUUUGCGGAAAGCUUUGAAAUGGUACCUAAGACCCUGGCUGAGAACGCUGGGCUGAACACCAUGGAGAUUAUUUCUUCCUUGUAUGCUGAACAUGCUGCUGGAGACACCAAAGUCGGUAUUGACUUAGAAGAAGGUGUCUGCAAGGAUGUCUCAACCAUGAAUAUCUGGGACCUCUAUCUCACCAAAUUCUUUGCACUCAAAUAUGCUGCAGAUGCUGCUUGUACUGUUCUCCGGGUUGAUCAGAUUAUAAUGGCAAAACCAGCAGGUGGUCCAAAGAGAGCGCCACCGGCUGGGAUGGAUGAGGAUUAAUGAUGUGCAUAUGGGUUGACUAUGUAAUGGUUUUAUACUUUUAUGUAUUUUAGUAGGUGAGGACAGUAGCAAAUUUUGCUUCCCAUCCAGGGAAAUCUGGUAAAUGAGCAUCUUGACAAGCCAACCACUUGCAGUGUCGAUUUAUUCUUGACUCCCUUUGUCUGAUUUUUGCAGUUAUAUGUUUCACAUUACGAUGCUAGAUCUUCGAGGUUGGGAUAGUUCAUUCUUUAACACAUGCAGCAGUUUUGAAUGCGAAAUUAAGUGUUA
Messenger RNA from Elaeis guineensis (African oil palm), 2036 nucleotides. RefSeq names its product T-complex protein 1 subunit theta. Gene Ontology annotation, molecular function: ATP binding; ATP hydrolysis activity; ATP-dependent protein folding chaperone. NCBI's taxonomy places the organism in Eukaryota, Viridiplantae, Streptophyta, Magnoliopsida, Arecales, Arecaceae. The record is from RefSeq and is a predicted model, not a curated record. Gene Ontology annotation, biological process: protein folding.